Molecule: messenger RNA, 3042 nt
Organism: Monosiga brevicollis MX1
Lineage: Eukaryota; Choanoflagellata; Craspedida; Salpingoecidae
Exons: 19
Coding region: 1-3042 (1013 amino acids)
Biological process (GO): carbohydrate metabolic process
Molecular function (GO): hydrolase activity, hydrolyzing O-glycosyl compounds
Source: RefSeq, a predicted model, not a curated record
AUGCACCGCGCUGUCGUGGCCCUUCUGGCCAUCCUGGCGCUUGUGGCUGCCAAUUCGCACCACAAGUUUCAGGCCAACUUCAACGGCCCCAGCUCAUACGAGCUGCACAACUACAACCCCGUCGCGGAUAAACGGGCCGUGGUCGUCUCUGGCCAGGCUCGCUUCACCGUCUUGACCCCUCGCCUGAUUCGCAUGGAGUACAGCAAUGACGCCAAGUUUGAGGAUCGCCCCACCUUGGCCAUUGUCCAGCGUAACCUCUCCGUCCCCGCCUUUACGACCAGCACUGCCAACGGUGUCCUCACCAUCACCACUGCGGAGGUCAUCCUCAGCUACACGGUGGGCCAAAACUUCUCGGCCUCAACGCUCUCGGUGAAGCCGGCCUCAAACAGCUCCAGUGCCUUCAAGGGCUGGUACUACGGUGCCCCUAAUCAUGGCAACCUCUUGGGCACGAUCAAGUCUCUGGAUCUCCUCGGUGUUACCUCGCUCAACUGCACCGAAAAUGCCAACAUCAACGUUCACGACGAGAGCCUUCACUGCGAGUGGGCUGUCGUGUCGCGUGAUGGCUGGGCCGCACUGGAGGACGACACUAACUGGUGCUUGACCACCGGCGCCGAGUGGUGGGAUAGCGUGAACCACAAUGACAUUGAUACCUAUCUCUUUGCCCAUGGCCAUGAUUACCGUGGUGCCUUGGCUGAUUUCACCGAGGUCGGCGGCCGCAUCCCAAUGACGCCCCGCUACGCCAGUGGCGUCUGGUACACUCGCUGGUUCGAUUACAACAACCUCGACGUCAAGAAGGUCGUCAACGAGUACCGCUGGCACGCCAUGCCCCUGGAUGUCUACGUGACUGACAUGAAUUUCCAUAGCAAGUACCACUGGGGUGGCUACACCUUCGACAAGCACCUCUACCCCUUCCCCAACGACACCUUUGGCUGGAUGCAUGACCAAGGCCUGCAUCUGGCGGCCAACCUGCACGAUGAUGAUGGCGUGCACAACACGGAGGAUUCCUUUGUCAACAUGUGCAAGGCAAUGGGCCUUAACGUGGAUAACACCACCGAGAUUGACUUUUCUGUCCUGGACAAGGAGUAUUUUUACAACCUUGAAGACAUUGUUCUUAAGCAGUUCAACAUGGACACCUUUGACUUCUGGUGGCCCGACUGGCAGCAGGGCGGCACCCAAGGUGGUGCCGCCGGUGGCAAGCAAAACCCCACCAUCUGGAUCGACAAGAUGCGCGUGACGGACCCCAAGCGCCAGAACACGGAUCUGCGUGGCUUCCUCCUUGCUCGCUGGGGUGGCAUGGGUAACCACCGUUACCAAGUUGGCUUCUCCUACGGCUUCUGGAGCCAUGAUACCGAAGGCCCAUCGGACGAUUACGAGAUGUUUGUGCGUUGGGUCCAGUGGUCUUCCUUCUCCGCAAUUCUCCGCUCCCACGAGCGUGGCAUGUCCGGGGGUGCGUGCGCCAAUGCAGGCACCUGCAGCGUCGUUCGCCCCUGGAACGCGCCCAUCAAGUACGCCGAGAUCAACCGCGACACUCUGCAGACACGCAGCCGCCUCAUCCCUUACAUCUACACCGCCGUGCGCCAAGCCUAUGACUCUGGCGUUUCCAUCAUUCGUCCUAUGUACUACGAUUUUCCCGAAGAAGAGCUGGCUUACGCAUCGGAUCAAUAUGGCAACUUCUCCCAGUACAUGUUCGGUGACGACAUGCUUGUUGCUCCUGUCGUGGCACCGGCCGGGGAUGACCAAAUGACGGAAAAGACCAUUUUCCUGCCCAAGGGUACCUGGCUCGAGGUUCCCACUGGCAAGCUCAUCGCUCUUAGCGAGAGCAUCCAGUACACCAAGAAGUACGAUCUCUCCGAAGUCCCAGUCUUUGUCCGGGCUGGCGCCGUGAUCCCCUUGCGCCCAUUCGACACCACCGACACCAUUGGCGUGGCUCAACGCCAAUACACCGCGCUUGAUUUUGAGAUUUACCCUGGCACCAGCAGUGGCUCCACAAUGUUGUACGAGGACGAUGGUAAGACCACCAACUACCUCAACAACCAAUACGUCUGGACCAACGUGUCCUACGUUCGUCCUGAUGCCACCAGCAUCAUCAUCACAGUCACCUCCAAGGGAUCAUAUCCGGAAUUCCCCGCCACGUACCAAGCCGCAAAUACCUAUUCAUAUGACGGUGUCAAGAUGGCGGCCGUCGUCAGUGUCUCUGGCGUGUCGACUUCGUCCACCUUUUCCAUCAAGUUGUCCUUCGAUGCAGUCGACGACAAGCUGAUGUCGGGUGUGCGCGGCGUCUUCUCGCACGCACAGCUGGGCAAGCGCUGCUUGGACGAGGACCGCAGCACCCCAGGCAAUAACGAUCCCAACGGUGGCCAUCUCAUGUCCCUUGCGUCAACGGCCGAUGCUCUCGAGUAUUUGGCGGUGGCCAAUAUCAAGCAAUUCCACGCCGCUAUUAAUGACGUGGCGCUGCGUUUGAAAGAAAGCCAGGACGAGAUUGCUGGCUCGGUCGAGCCGGAUCCUUCGCCGCUGCCCGACAACGCCGCGUACAGCCUCUUCGACCGAUCCAUGUCCGACUCUGUCCUGUGCACGUCGCUUCAGUGCCAAGGAUCCAACACCUAUUACACCCGCCUCCGCAUCGAGGGUUACUUGCCCGAGAACGGCAUCCCUGGCACCAUUCCUCUUUACCUCUAUUGGAACCAACGCGAGGACUCCAAGAAGGAUAACUUGGUCACCACCAACUCUACUCCCCCGGCAGGUUAUACCACGAGUGGCUACGACAACGGCCAGGUGUUCUCGGCGCAGCUGGAUGGCACCAUCCCUCUUCAGCUUUGGUACAACGCCCACACGAACGACCAUGCCACCGUUGCCAGUGAUGCUGGUAUUGCUUGGGUCAAGGGCAACAACUAUGCGCUGGUGGAUGGCGCCAUGGGCUACAUUUACAAGGACAACCAAAACCCAGAUGCUGGAUCUGGCCUGCUGCGUGCCCACCUUGCCAACCCGGUCACUCUCGACCCUACCCGCCAGGCCUACGUGCAGUCUCUGCUCACUUCCAUUUAA